Molecule: messenger RNA, 4984 nt
Organism: Podarcis lilfordi (Lilford's wall lizard)
Lineage: Eukaryota; Metazoa; Chordata; Lepidosauria; Squamata; Lacertidae
Source: the annotation of a GenBank genome assembly
AAUAAAGUAUGAGCUUCUGAUUGAGAAAAUGUAAAUACUUCUGCAAAUGGAAUUGUAAAAAUACUGCAUCUCUGGAUAUUUCUGAUAUGACAAUUUCAGGAGCUAGAAUUUGUGGCAUUUUUGUUGGCAAUAACGAAGGUAUUGCCUGACCAUGGAGUUUGGAAGUUCUCUUCAUAGUCACAGUAGCAGUUCCAAGACAUUAAAAGUCACUGGCCAGCAUGAAAGAAUCUAAAAAGUGAGUCUAAAAACCAAUGAAGUAUUAAUUCCAAAAGAGCCAAAGGAGGGCAUUCUCAAAUAUCUGGCUCUUUCAGUUGUCCUUUUUUCUGGAACACAAAGAUAUGAUCAUACUGGUAGUAUUUCUGCUUUUUAUUUUCAUAACAAAACAACAUUUGCAAUUCUCUCUCUGAGCCUCAGAGUGUCACUGUUGGCCAGUGUGGUGCCAGAAAAAAGGAUGGAGAUCUAGUUAUGCUUCUCCUACAAAGUGAGUGUUUCAUCAGUUCUGUACAGACUGGACGAAGAGAAAAACACAAAGGCGUUGCAGUCUGGCUGAAAAAAAGGAAAAGGCUCCCAAUCCUCACAAUCUAAGAAGGAAGACAGUUUAUAUUUACUUACAGAGAUUUCCUCUGUGCUAUUGAGAAACUGAUCUGGUCACUACAAGCUGCAGAAAAGGAGGCAGAAAAUUUCUCAGUGAUCUGGAUGGACAAAAGGCAGGAAGAGGAUGGCAGAACAUUCAGAAGGCAAGUACUGCUUCUCUUAUUUUUGCCUUUCUCCUGCUGGGCUGCCUCAGAGCAGAUUCGGUAUUCUAUCCCUGAGGAGAUGGCAAAGGGUUCGAUUGUGGGGAAUCUUGCCAAAGAUUUGGGACUGAAUACCAGAGAUCUAGGAAGGCGCAAUCUGCAUGCUGCCUCUGUGAACAAAAUGCAGUAUUUCAGUAUAAGUGCAGACAAUGGAAACCUUUAUGUGAAUGACAGAAUUGAUAGGGAGGAAAUAUGUGGCACAACUCCACUCUGCCUUAUUAAUUUUGAAGUGGUGAUGGAAAAUCCUUUAAAUGUUUUCCAUAUAACAAUAGUUAUACAGGAUAUUAAUGAUAAUGCACCACAGUUCCUCAGUGAUAUAAUCAACUUGGAGAUCAUAGAAUCAACUGUUCUAGGAACCAGAUUUCUCCUUGGGAAAGCAGAAGAUCCUGAUAUUGGGUUGAACUCUCUCCAGAAUUACCAGCUGAGCUCCAACCAGUACUUCACCUUGGAAGUAAGGGAGAGAAAAGAUGGAAAUAAAUAUGCAGAAUUAGUGCUAAGUAAAGUUAUGGAUCGAGAAAGUGAACAGACUAUUCACUUGAUCCUUACAGCCUUGGAUGGCGGCGAACCAAGAAAAACUGGGACUGUCCAGAUACGGAUUAAUGUCACAGAUGCCAAUGACAACCCACCUGUUUUCACUCAGGAGGUGUACAAAGUCAAUUUACCUGAAAAUGUUCCUGUUGGGUCACGUGUGCUCCAGGUUGUAGCCUCAGAUAAAGACGAAAGCUCUUAUGCUCAGAUCAGGUAUCAAUUCAGCAACAUAGCAGCAAACAGCCACAAGAAAUUCAGUUUGGAUCCAAUUAAUGGCAUAGUCACUCUUACGGGACUGCUCAACUUUGAGGAAACUAAAGAAUAUACCAUGACAGUAGAAGCCAAAGAUGGUGGUGGAUUGGUGGCACAAUCCAACAUUGAAAUAACUGUACUUGAUGAGAAUGAUAAUGCCCCAGAGGUGACGUUAGCCUCCAUGUUCAGUCCUGUUCCUGAAGAUUCUCUGCCAGGAACUGUUAUUGCUCUGAUCAAUGUAAAUGACAGAGAUAGUGGUGAUAAUGGGAAGGUUACUUGCUAUUUACAGGAUGAUUUACCCUUCAAAAUUCUUCCCUCAUCUAACAAUUACUUCAAGCUCCAGACAGACAGUCUCCUGGACAGAGAAAGAACUCCUGCAUAUAAUAUUACAAUCACAGCCACUGAUAGAGGAACUCCACCUCUUUCCACACACAAAACAAUCUCACUACAGAUCUCAGAUAUCAAUGAUAAUUCGCCUACAUUUCAGAGAUCAACCUACAGCAUCUAUGUGCCAGAAAACAAUCCUUCAGGUGCCUCCAUUUUCACCAUCAAAGCCUCUGAUUCCGACAUGGAUCAGAACUCACGGAUCACAUACUCCAUCCUCAACAGCAACAUCGAGGACAUUCCCAUCUCCUCCUAUAUCUCCAUUAAUUCGGAGACCGGCACCAUCUAUGCCCAGAGAUCCUUUGACUAUGAACAAUUCAGAGAGUUCCGGCUGCAAGUGAAGGCCCAAGAUGGGGGUUCUCCCCCUCUCAGCAGCAAUGUGACCGUCAGGGUGUUUGUUCUUGACAGGAAUGAUAACAGCCCUCGUAUCCUGUCCCCCUCACAAGAAGCCAAGGGCUCAGCCUUGUUUGAGAUGGUGCCUCGUUCGGCCGAGGCAGAUUAUCUUGUCACCAAGGUGGUGGCCGUGGAUGCAGAUUCUGGACACAACGCCUGGCUCUCCUACCACCUGACUCAGGCCACUGAGCCGGCACUCUUCACGGUUGGUUCUCAUACUGGAGAGAUCAGGACAGCCAGGGCCUUUGUGGAGAGAGACGCUGUGAAACAGAGACUGGUCAUUCUGGUGAAGGAUAACGGGCAGCCGUCUCUCUCGGCCACCAUGACUCUGAACCUGGUGUUUGCUGAGAACUUUCAGGAGGCCCUUCCGGAAAUGAAGAGCCAACCCAGCAGCUCGGAGUAUCAGUCUGACCUGCAGUUCUACUUGGUGCUGGCCUUAGCUGUGAUCUCCUUCUUGUUCCUCUUGACUGUCAUUCUGGCCGUUACAAUGAAGCUCCGUCAAUCAGGGCAUCCCAGGUUCCUACAGUGCUUUGGUCCUGUUCCUCAUUCCAAGAAUGGUGCCAUCUUCCCACCCAACUUUGAAGAUGGGACUUUGCCCUAUUCCUACCAGCUGUGUCUGUCUUCUGAGUCCAGGAAGAACGAGUUUACCUUCCUGACACCCAGUGUUCAGAUGGUAGACAAUAUUAUUGGCAGUGAGAAACCUGCUGUGCCUUUUACAGGCAAUGUAGGAAACAAUUUUGAUUCUGCAGUAGAUAAUGGAGAACAGGUAAGGUUUGUUUUCUGAAAUUAAAUGCCAUUAUCUAUCAUUCUUUGCCAUUAGUGACAUUGUCAGAGUGCUUUUUAUCCAGCUAAUGUGACUGCCUUUUUGUUUUUCAUCAUAUAAAUGAAAAGUUUGGCUCUUACAUCAUUUGGCUUUCAUGAAUCAGGAUGCGUCCUUUUCACUCCAUGGGGAAGCUACACAUUGCAGCUUCGAGCCAUGCCCUUGAAACCAUCUGGUAUAACUUAUCUUGUUGUCAUUUGAACAACUAGUAUUUUGAGGAGUUGACCUUCAACUACUUUCAUUAAAAAGAACUUUGCUUUUCACAUUACUUGGCUUGGGGGGGGGCAGAAAUUUUGGCUGUAGAAUCAAAGGAGGGCACCUUGCUAUAUAGCAGAAAAUACUGUCACUGUUAUUAGUAUUACUAGCAAUUUUUUAAAGCAAUAGAUUUUAAAGAUAUACGCUUUUGAGAGGUGUCUGUAAAUUAUGCUUUACUUCCUUCUCCAUAAAAUCAAAUUCAUAGGCAUGUGUGUUCCUGCAUGAGUGAUGUAAAAAAAAAGUCAUGUCAAGACUGAUUGAUUGACUGACUGACUGACUGACUGACUGGCCUUCUAGAGUAGAUUGUGGAUAUUUCCAGCCCCCAUAUUCCUUUAAGUGAAACCACAUUGCAUUAAAGCUCUUUCUAAACAACUGUCUGACAGGCGGACAGAUAAUGUGGGAUAUUUUGUUAAAGACAUGAAUUGUGCAUUUAUUUUUUUAAAAAAAUUAUUUAAAACAAAAAUAAAACAAUUACAUACAGUCAGAGAGUUAUCUUCGAAUACUCCACAGAGCUUUGCUAAAGUGUAUAUUCUAAAAUCAUUUCAAUCUUAACAAAAACAAAAUGGUAUGUAAUAACCUCCAUCUCUUUGACUGUUGUCCACAACUACAAAUAUAUAUUGUAUCAGCAGCAGUGUUGGUCUGCAGGGAUUAUACAAAGGCAAGAAGGAAGGAGGAAAAAUAAAAUAAAAUAUGUGCUUCAUGCACACCAAACUGUGCUGUAGGCCAAGGCACAUAGCUGUCAACGUUUCCCUUUUUUCAAGGAAAAUUCCCUUAUUCCGAAUAGGAUUCCUCGCAAGCAAAGGGGAAAGUUGACAGUUAUGCUAAGGCACUGUUCUGCCACAUGCCUCAUUGUUUGUAUAAUCUAUAAAGUCAUCCAAGACUGCAUAAAAGUUAUCAUAUUUUCCCUGGCCUCUUGCUGUCUUCAAUUUCCAUGUCAGUUUUUUCAAUAAUGCUACCUGCCUGCGUCGUGUAUUUCUGCCUCAUGAUUUAGACAAUAAUAAUGAUACUGUGUAUAUGAUAUUUAUAAGUUUCAAAGGGCAUUGCAUAUAAUGGGUCAGAUUCAGAAUUAGUUAUCCUUGGAUCAAUUAGUCAAACAAGACUAAUUUAAGUCAAAUUUGUUUAAGCGGGGCUACUCUAAGUAUGAUGGAGUCUGGAUUUGACACAUUAUCUUAGAAUUCUUAUAUAAGUGAGUUCCUGUCAGAGGCAAAAUUCAUACCACGGAAUUCCUGGUUCACAGUUUUUCACAUGAGAUCAGCUCAAUAUACAUGAAGCAUGUUGAAUUCUCGAACUCCUCUACCAACAUGUUAGCUAUGAUACUUACAUGGCAUGAACGCAUGAAUAGAUGGACAAUUGCAUUUCUGAUCAUAGCAUUGUGGGAUAUAUUAGCAGGUUCUUGAGUUCCUUAAGCCUGCAAUGAACCACCCGCUCCAACUCCCUGCUGGGCUCAUGGCCAGUAGGGCAGAUGUGAAGAUAGAGGAAUGUUCUUGCCAGGGUUGUUGCUAGCUGUUGGAAGGAAUUAGGGGACAGGCCCAUGACUGACAAUUGCAGUGUGCUCAGG